AUGGCGGACGUUGACACCAAAUCUACGGAUGCGGCUCAGUACUCCGCGUCAUCGCAUGACGAUGAGGAGAAUUUGCAAAUCUCAUCGGGCCGUGAUUGGACUCCGGAAGAGGAGGCGAGAGCAAAGAAAAAGCUCGAUCUAAUUAUUAUGCCACUGUUAACACUCGGGUUUUUCUGCCUACAGCUCGACCGAGGCAACAUUGCCAACGCCAUCACAGACAGCUUCAUGGAAGAUGUUGGAGUUACCCAGAACGAAUUCAACGUCGGCCAGCAGAUGCUUUCACUCGGUAUCGUCUUGUUUGAAAUCCCCUCCAACAUGAUUCUCUACCGCGUCGGGCCGGGCAAGUGGCUCACUCUCCAACUCUUCCUCUUUGGAAUCGUCAGUACCUUCCAGGCAUUUCAAAGCAGUUAUGGGGCCUUUAUUGCAACCCGUUUCUUGCUUGGCCUGACCGAGUGUGGUUUCAUCCCUGGCGGACUCUGGACGCUGUCCACCUGGUACACCCGCAAGGAGACGGCCAAACGUGUUAUGUUUUUUUACUUUGGGAAUCAAUUCGGCCAGGCCUCUUCCAAACUCCUGGCGUACGGGAUUCUGCACAUGCGGGGUGUUGCAGACCGGGCUGGCUGGUUUUGGUUGUUCAUCAUAAUGGGGGGUUUCACCAUUUUCAGCGGCUUCAUCCUCGGCUUCUGUCUCCCGGAUUCGUUCCGCAACCCCUGCCCGUCUUUUCUCCCCGGUGUCAGGCUCUUCACCCCACGAGAGCUGCAUAUCCUCCAAACCCGCGUGCUGCAGGAUGACCCCAUGAAGGGGAGGAAGAAGAGACACAUCAAGCUUGAUGCCUUCAAGCGCGCUUUUGCCGACUGGCGUUUGUGGUGUCAUGUUCUGAUCACACUUUGCAACAACGGCCCACAGCGUGCCUUUGAUACGUAUUCACCUUCCAUCGUUAGGAGCUUCGGUUUUGGCACUUUGACAAGCAAUGCCAUGGCAUCUGUUGGCCUCUUCCUUCAGCUUCCCGUGUCUUUCACCUUUAGUUACAUUUCGGAUCGCUUCAACAAGCGAGGGGAAACCGUCAUUGCAGGUUUCUUUUGCCAUCUUCUUGGCUACAUUUUUAAUCGCUCCUUCACCGAACUCGGUGACCUCCGCGGCAUUCGGUACUUUGGCGUCGUCUGGACGCAAACAUUUGGCACCUUCUCUCAUCCCCUAAACAUCGCCUGGAUGUCCCUCACUUGCGAAGACUCUGAAGUGCGAGCCUUGGCCAUGGCAAUGGUCAUCAUGGGCGCCAACAUCGCAGGCAUUUAUGGCGCUCAGAUUUUCCGCGAGGAAGACAAGCCAUUUUACCGGCGUGGUUUCACCAUCAACAUUGCGGUGCUAGCGUCUGGGCUCGCGCUCGGCAUUAUUCGCUAUGUCUACGACGUUGUCCGUAAGAGACGCAACCCACGCCAGGAGGACCAACCCUUAGAGGGUCAGACAGUGCAUCCCCGCAAGGAUGGGGACAUCGACGAGAAGGCGAGUAAUGAGAGUUCUUCGGGCGUGAAGCGGUCCCCCUUGCCAAAACCAACCAAGUGA
This is a messenger RNA of Dichotomopilus funicola, 1560 nucleotides long. RefSeq names its product major facilitator superfamily domain-containing protein. Lineage: Eukaryota; Fungi; Ascomycota; Sordariomycetes; Sordariales; Chaetomiaceae. The coding region runs from base 1 to 1560 and encodes 519 amino acids. The transcript is spliced from 6 exons. Gene Ontology annotation, biological process: transmembrane transport. The record is from RefSeq and is a predicted model, not a curated record. Gene Ontology annotation, molecular function: transmembrane transporter activity. Gene Ontology annotation, cellular component: membrane.